AUGGCGUGCUCUUGCGCUGGAGGCGAAUACUCAUUUUGGGUCAUCGCGUCAGUCAAGAAGACCACCCAACACCUGGUGGUCAGACAUGCAGAAAGAGAUCCGGAAAGAGAACCUGAGUACGCAGACAAGCCAGAACAGAGCACUCUGGCGCAGACAUACAAGGAGGCCCGACCCCAGAUAAACUGGGAAGAGGGACAGGCAAAGAAGAAGAAGCUUAAUAAGGAAAUGAAGCCAUUUUUAUUUUUCACUGCGUCGGACCCAGGUGUGGUGGUGCUCCGCCCCGAAGCACUGACCCGCGACUCGGACUCGGACGAGACCGACGACUGCGGCCCGCCGUCGCCUCUCGCCGUGCACUUCAUUAACGACAACGUGUUGAUCAACGGCCGCUCGUCCAUGCCCGGCAAGGUUGACCGCAGCCGCGCCGCCCGGCUCAAAAUCCAAUUCGAUGACUCGCUGACUCGCACGUUUGAGUAUCCGUCGGAAACCUCGCUGUGUGAGGACUCGCCGCAAUCGUCCGCCCAACCGCCUCAGCCCGCCCACCAGGCCGCUCUGGGCUCCAACACUCAUAUAGUGUACUCGCGGCGCGUGGUGGUACUCCGCUUGGCGCCCGCCAUCCCUGACGAGACGUUCGUGUGA
Messenger RNA from Cydia strobilella, 636 nucleotides. RefSeq lists its product as uncharacterized. The record is from RefSeq and is a predicted model, not a curated record. NCBI's taxonomy places the organism in Eukaryota, Metazoa, Arthropoda, Insecta, Lepidoptera, Tortricidae. Bases 1 to 636 code for a protein of 211 amino acids. The transcript has 5 exons.